Molecule: messenger RNA, 6971 nt
Organism: Drosophila teissieri
Lineage: Eukaryota; Metazoa; Arthropoda; Insecta; Diptera; Drosophilidae
Exons: 2
Coding region: 842-5263 (1473 amino acids)
Source: RefSeq, a predicted model, not a curated record
UUUUCGAAGAGAGCGGACGUGCACGGACGCGUUUACGCUGGCACAUCGCAUCGCUGGAUUCCGUUCGGUUACGUUCUAGCGUGUUUUUUUCUGUUUGUCGCGUUGUUAUUAACUUUUGUAUUUUACUACCACUACGGAGCGUUGUAUAAUUUCUGUUUCUGUUCUCCGGCAUUUACGCGCCGCUUUUUUGCCUUUUUGCCACCUGUACAAGUGUGUGCUGGAAAAAAGAUACAUAGUUCGGGAAAUAGAGCGUUUUCAAUGCCGGCUUUAAAGUGUGUGUUUUGCUGACGUUCCCAACUGUCAUAUCUAAUUCGUGCCAACAGUCCGAGGAAAUAGUAAUAAUAAAAGUGAAAGAGCGAGGCAACAGUGCAAUUGAAUAUACUUACAUGGGUCAUGUGUAUAUCGUUAUUAUCAGCGGAUAUCGCUCAUACGACGUGUGUUACCUUGAAAGUGAAACGCCAAACUUGUGUCACCUAUGUACCUACUCCGCCCCAAAAUUUCUCCCUGUGUAUGUUUGAGUGCGUAGCCGAAUAUUAAGUGAAGUACAGAAGCAACAACAAGCCCCCGCAGCAAGCACAUCAGUUACUAUUAAAUUAUAUUGCAAGUUACAAGCUGGGGGAGAAAAAAAGAAGAAAAAAACAACAAAUAAUCAAGCGAAACAAGGCGAAAAAAAUACACAACAAAAACAAACAAUAACAGUAACGGCAGCGAAGAGAACAUUUAAGUGAGCAGCGACUGCGCCGUAGACGUCAACUGCGACAGCGGCAGAGGGUGCAGCAGAAGCAACAACAACAGCAGGGAAAAUAGCCCCAAAAUGUCGAAAAACUGUUGAGCCAACAAGAUGCAAGCGGUCAUGGACACGGCCGCCAUGGCCAUCGCCAUGGGCUCGUCCGGUUCCGGCUCCGUAUCCGUAUCCGGGCUUAGCUCCGGCUCCAGUUCCGGGCCGGGCAGCAGCAGCAGUGGGAGCAGCAGCAGCGGAUACGGAAGCGCCACGACCACGCCCACCAGCGGCGGUCACUACGACAAUUCGCCCACCUCAAUGCCAAUGGCCACCAUAGCGACAGUGGCUCCGUUCUACAGCGAGGCGCUGACAUCGCUGGACGCCCAGCAGAGACAGCAACAGCAGCAGCAGCAGAAUCCAAGUCACUAUUACCCACAGAACUACGGAUACGGAAACUCCCUGCCCCUGGAUCCCGCCUACAACUACAGUGGAGCCCCGUACAACUCGUACAGCGCGACAGCAGUGGGACCACAGUUGUCCGGCAGCAGUUACCCCGGAAGUGGAACUCGCUACGAAAAGCUCACUCCCGGUGCGGGAGCGAAGUAUGGAGCAAGUCCAAUUGGCGCAACCGGUACGGGAAUCAAGCCGCAGGCUACGGCCACGCCCUUUUACGCCCAACCGCUUUCCGGUGGUGCAGCAGGCUCCGGCGGUUAUAUGAGCCAGUCGAAUGCCACAUACGAUCCGUACAAGUACAAGAUUCCAUCCGCCCAGGCUGCAUCGCAUGCGAUGAUGUCGAGCAAUAUGACCGGCAGUGCUGUUCCGGGUACAUCAUAUGGCCUACCCCUGAAUCCUGGAGCCAUGCCCCAAAAACAGACGCAGAUGUCACAGCAGACACAGCUAACCCAACUGGAGCCCAACUAUGCGGCCAUCAAGCCAAGUAGAAGCUAUCAGGGAAUGUCCACAGCUGCGGUUUACGGCAGCACAGGUGGUAACUCCAGUGGAGUGAUGAAUAAUCCCUCGUCAGCGCAAUACUACGACAAGUACGGAAUGGCCAUGUCCAUGUACUCGCCAAAUGGCGGCCUACCCAUGUAUAGCCAGCCCGAUCUGGGUCCCGACUCCGCCGGACUACAAUCUUACAGGAAGCCCACCAGCAACUGUCAUUGGGGAGUGGACUACAAUUCGCCCAACUACCGAUCUCUACCGCCGGCGACGGGGCCCAACAGCACUUACCAUCACCCCCAUCCUGCCCCCGGACCCGGGCCCGGACCUGGACCCGGACACGGAACCAUCAACAGCGAACUAUAUUACGGGUCCACGAAGUACGAUAAGUAUGGAAGCACAGGUGUAUCGCCGUAUGUCAGCAAUCCCUAUGCGGGUCCUUCGAUUACGCAGCCCUAUGCUGGCCGGAAUUUGUGGUCAGGUACGGAGAACGCGCCCUUAAGUUCCCGCCAGAAUUGCUGCUCUCAGGGAUACCCCUUGAACCAGCAAAACUGCUAUUACCCGAGGGGCAAUGGGUACGGAUCUAUCUCCGGACCCUAUGGAGCAUCCGCAAGUGCCCCGCAAUCGCAGCCUCAAUAUCCUGGCACUGGUUCCUCCGCCGCUGCCAUGAAGCUCAAGCAUCCGACUGAUAUGUACGUGGGCCACGGCCCCUACGAAACCACGCCCAGUCAACUGGGCUACGGAUAUAGCCCACAGGCGCUGUCAGGUUCCACCACAUCGAAUAACCUGAAUAACCUAACCAGCCAAAGAUAUACGGCGCCAAUGGGACUGGGAAUGGGUGGCAUGGGAAUAGGUAUCGGCAUGGGUAUGGGAAUGGAUCCCGCGAGUGGGGGCUACUACAAUGAUCUGAGUCUCAACUCCUUGGAGAGCUAUGUAGCUCCGUCGAUGCCCCAGCAGUCCCUGCGAACGCAACCGUAUCAGGAUUACCGCAAGAGAUCUGGAAUUGUCGGUCCCACCUCCUCGGGAAAUUGUUAUCUUGGUCAGACUGGAAAUUCUGGUGGCGGAUCCCUUACCAACCUCGAUGCCCAAGUGGAAAACUAUGUGGGCUACAAUCUCCACGCCUCGGCGUCCUCCAACCACCUAAAUUACACUGUGGAGUCGACGAAAGGCACCCAGAAUUACAACAUUCGCGACUUUCUCUCCACCUGGAAAGUUGACGACGAAGAUGAAACAAGUGCUGUUCUAGAGAUGGAUCCUCCGGCUGUAGCGGUGGUGGCUCCAGUACCUAGUACCCCCAACUUUAUGUACGAAUCUCUGCCACCAACUGGACCUCAAGCCACGGCAGUCGUGGAUCAUCAAGGCAUUAACUUACCUGACAUAAUUAUAGACAUUGAAAAGGCCAAUGGAAGCGGCAACGUUCCCGUGGACGAUUCCUUUGGCAGUUUCGACGUGGAGAAGGAGCUGGAUGAACUGCGUCUGAAAACGAAUGCCUCGGAGCAACAGCCCGUUAACGAAAGCGAUGCCUUGGCGGAGAUCCUCCGACAACCAGACCCUGAUUCAUUGAUCGAACAAUCCGCGGCUCCUCCCUUGCACAGUCCCAUUCUCAACAGCAAUGAGGCCUAUGAAAAUGUACCACAACCACCUGUGCCUAUGGACUUCGAUCAGAACAACAGCUCAAACUCAAACGAGUCCACCUUUGCCAAGGAGUACGAGACCUUCAUUCACAAAAUCGAUGGCUCGGAGAGUGACCCCGGAGAAGCGACUGCCCGGGAUGAAGGGGAGUAUAGAGAGAAUCCAAAGAGAUUUAAGUUCUAUAAAAGGAAGCGCAGAACCACAGAUCCCCCGGAACGGUUGGAUCAAAAGGAUAGGAAACAACAGGUGGGUCCUGGCCAAAAUCCAAAUGAAAUCUCUCUUUCGACUAAAACUUUGGCCAGAGCCAGUCAAAAACUUCUUGCCAAAAAACGCCGAAAUUGCAUAAAUUUGCUAAAGAUCCUGGAGUUUGAGAGCCCAAAAAUAAAAUAUCGGCAUUACUUUAGGAUACUGAAAGUCUUGCGAAAGAAAAUCGCCUAUAGUAAAAACAGAGAACUCCGAUCCAUCCUAAUGAAGAAGCAGUUGACCAUAUUGAAGGAGAAACGACUGCCUCUGAUCAAGAGGCAGAUUAAGAAAUACGAUGCGACCCCGGAUCUGCGCAAUCCCCCAAGUCUCAAAGGGCUGAGUGUCUCGGCUUUGAAUUCCACUGAAUUCAGAAGCAGUAUACUGAGUGGAACAGAUCGGGAAACGGUCAUCAAGAGUGCGUACAGCUACAAAGACAAGACUGAUGAUGUUCAUGAAGAGCCAAAUCUGGAGGAGCAGGGCUUGGACAGCCGCUCCCUGGAGCUGCAGUCAAACUUCAGGGGGUUUGAUGACAUCGAAAAUACGAACAUGUCUCCGAAAAUAAAAUUGAGAGUGGAGCCGGACGACGAGGGGAGCAACAAGAGUCCCAUAAAAAUGGCAGUGGAGGGAGUGGAUGACGUUCAAAACAAGGAGGAGCAAAUACAAGCCUGGCUGAAGAAUAGUGUGGCACCUACCCCAGAACCUGAAAUGGAAGCUGAAAUCCCAAAACAAGAAGCUUGUAGGACCGAGUCGUCAUCUUCGUCAUCUUCUUCGAGUUCGAGCUCCAGUAGUUCCAGUUCGGACGAUGACUCCAGCAGCUCGAGCAGCCAGGCAGAGGAAGGCGUUUCGUCAAGUAGCAGCAGUUCCAGCAGCUCCAGUUCCCGGAGCUCUACGGCUGGCGAAGAAGAAAGCGACUUCAACGAGCUGGCCGCCCUGGAAAAAGAACUCUCCCAAUCGCAAACCGGGGAACUACCUCCCCGGGAGACAAUCGUCAAAAAGGAGAGCCCUGAAGAGCUACUCCCAGAGGCGGAGGUCUCCAACCACGACAUUGCCAAACUGAAGCAGAUCCUGGAAAGCGAUGGCGAAGCGAAGCCAAGUGACCUUAGUAAGAUUGCCUUAAAUAGUUCCUUAAAAUCAAAUGAGUUAGUCGUAAGAGAGGAAAUGGAAACGUCCGGAUCUCCGGAUAAAUGUGCUUCUGCUCCUACUCCCCGAGAACUAAGCGUCGAGGAGGCGCUGGCGGAAAUGUAUCAGCUUUCAGAUCUCGAGGGCAAGGAGGACGACGAGGAGCCGAACACCAGCGGUCAGGAUGUACUGCUAAUCAAUCUGGCCGAGAUAUUUGACUCCAGCAGUGAUCUCUAUGUGGUGCAGUGCGACAUGAACGAGAACAUCCUGGGCGUGGUGGCCAAUGAGGAUCAGGAGGCCGAGGUCCAACCCAAUCCAGCUAGCCUUGGGCAGGUGAGUCCCGAGGCGGAGGAGCAGGCCGACACUCUGCAGCUCAUCCAGUUGUUGGCCGAACCCCAACCAGAAUUUGAUGCCACGCCACUGAUACAUCACGAGGAGAUAAUUCACGAUGAGAAGCCCGAUCCGCAAAAGGAUCGGCGCAAGUUGCUCAAAUACCUGCAUGGGAAGUAUGUACAGAGUCGGAUAAGUCGCUUCUACCACGCCCAUCAAGUCCUGCGGAAGUACAAGCGCCUACAAGCCGGAAGGAAGCGUCACCGGAAAGUCAAAUAGGAUUCCAGCUUCUACCAAAGAUAUUUCUGGUCCCUGGAAAGGAUCAGAUGUGUUCGGCUCGCCAAAACAGACGAUCCAGAUGGCUAAUCGAAAGUAAAUAAAGGAUACACCACACGUACACGUUUGAUACACCACAAAAAGAAAACUAAAGAUAUGGAUGCAAGUGCAGCUACACUUUACAGAAUCUCAAGACUUUUUAAUAUUUUAAUAUUUGGAUUUAUUUAAGGAAACGGAAUGUAGCAUAAUAUAAUGUAUGUAUAGUCCUUUUAGGAAAAUCAUUAUUUUUAAACUUUUACGAUACCUAUUUUAGAGUACCAUAGUACCAUAUAUAUUUUAGAUAUCUGUGCAAUAUUUACAUGGAAAAUGCCGUGUUUAUCUGGAAUGCGCGAAUUCGAAUCUCGAUGGGUUAAGCAUGAGUAAGCAGCGUUAGACAAGGGGUUAACCGGGGGUCAGUCGGGGAGUUUUGGGGUUUCUGUCCGAGUCGCGUGCAAUUAACCAGAUACAUACAUACUUUAUCGGCUAAUGUAUCAGCGUUUUACUCGCUCAGCGAGUGGAGCCAAUUUAAAAUGCUUUUCGCCAAAGGUCAGGCCCAGAUUGAGAUACAUUCGCAAUAUAACAUACACACAUAUAUCGGGGGCAAUAUGCGAUGCCAGUUGCGUGUUAGCCUUGGCGUAACUUGGGGGACAAAAACCCACGCCACCCACUUGUAGCUUAAAUUUUGCCACCAAAUGCAGCCUAGACCAAAAACUGAGAGAAAACUAAAAACUAAAUACACCUGUUGGAAUCGUUUGAUCUGUUAGUAGCCGAAGACUUUGUUUGUUUUAGUGCAAUUUUUUGUUAGGUUCCUAGAGCAAUUUGUUGUGUUUAUUUUAGGGUUACGGGAAUUACCAAAAUUGUUAGGCUUUGGCUUCGUACAUUUACACAUAGAACCAUAGAACCCGAUUCCCAUAUCAACAAGGAAAUCGAGGGGGUUUCGUUUCAUAACGCCCAUCCCUAAUCGAUGCUCUGCGCAUACGGCGACUUGAGGGCAUAGCUAAUCACAAAUCCAGACCGGUUAUCAAAUUUGGUAUGGGGGCCUUAAAGAAUUCUCAACGCCCGACUUAUGUAAGCUGCGGAUGAGGAAAACAAUAUUCAAGGGCAAUGCCAACUAUGAAAUAGACUUGGGUGCUGGUCUAGUCUUAGAAUCCUAGCCCACUGCAACACUAAACUAAAAACUAAACACGAAAAACUAAAAACUGAAAAGUAAAAAUGUUAUCUUAUUCUAUAACCGAGACCACCUAGAUGUCUUUUUCUCGUAACACAUUCCAAAGGACCAAACACUUGAAACUAAUAAUUGUCUAGCUAAGCUUCUAAAUGUACGUUCUUUCGUUUGUAACUUUUACAACUAAGUAAUACGCUUAAUUUUAGUACAAACAAAAUACAAAGUGCAAGAGCUAGCCCACUAAAUGGAGUAAAAAUGUUAGCAGUAACAAUAAUAUUUAUUGCGCAAUAUGUACAUACCAUCCUUUGCCACUCUACACAUUCCACAAUGGAUAUAACAUAUAUGUCUGUAACUCUAUACUUGUAAAUCGGAAGGUUUUCACUGUACCUUAGCUUUAAGAUUUGUGACUUUAUCAAUGUGACAAUGUGAGUGUCUUUGAGCAAACCAAACAAAGGAAAUGAUAUACGAAAUCCUAAAAAGAGAAAUAAAUGUUUUAUGUAAAUGUUA